This is a messenger RNA of Hermetia illucens (black soldier fly), 4983 nucleotides long. RefSeq names its product zinc finger protein 729-like. The transcript has 3 exons. The record is from RefSeq and is a predicted model, not a curated record. Lineage: Eukaryota; Metazoa; Arthropoda; Insecta; Diptera; Stratiomyidae. Gene Ontology annotation, biological process: regulation of transcription by RNA polymerase II. The coding region runs from base 45 to 4724 and encodes 1559 amino acids. Gene Ontology annotation, molecular function: zinc ion binding; DNA-binding transcription factor activity, RNA polymerase II-specific; RNA polymerase II transcription regulatory region sequence-specific DNA binding. Gene Ontology annotation, cellular component: nucleus.
GGGGUGGUUUGGGGGUGUCUCUUAUUCGAGACUAGGACUUAAAUAUGGAUUUGAUGUCUUCGUGCAAUUCGAGGCUGCAUUUAGGCAUAAAAUCAGAGGACGAGAUUCUAAGUGAACUCAUAGAAGGAAACCAUGUUUCGAGUCAUUAUACAGAUACUAUGAGCAACGAUCAGAUGGCAAACUGUGGUCACAUCUUGAUAUCAAUUAGUGGGGAAUAUACCGUAGUAUGUGAUGCUUGUAAAGGACGUUUCGAUACUGUGGAAUCAUUCAGCAAUCAUUUGAAGACUGUUCAUUGGGACUAUGCAGUGCGGAGAGAUGGUUUGGCUAAAACUACUAACAGGAAGGAACCCAUUGUCAAAAGGAAUAACGUUAAAUAUCAAGAAUGCAUCCCAGGAGAUAUCUCUGCCCGCAGGACAUCAGAACCCCCAGAGUCCAAGGAAUCUAUUACCAAUGUUCGGCAAAAUUUUAUCACUAAGGUGAAUCCGGGAAAGGUGACCCUUCAACAUCCUGACCACUACUCGAAAUCUGGUAGAAAACCAACUUUGGUAAUUACGGCUGAACCGAAAUAUGAUGAAAGGAGACUAUUUUGCAUCACUUGCGAUCGUCAGCUAACUUCGAGAAAACACUUUUCACGUCAUAAAUAUUAUCACAAGCAACGUUUUCGUAGACAGGGGACCCAUUCGAUUGAUUGCGAUAAUCACGAAGAUAUGACGAUCCAAGUUCCAGUAAAGGAUGAAUUAGAUGUUGGUGACUACGAAAUUCAGGAUUCAGCUUACAAUGAAGGAAGAAUUGAAACCAGCGAUAAUGAUGACAAUGCUCAACGGGGGCAAACGGAUUCAAAUGACACGCUUAAACCACACUUUCGGAAUCAUGGCGUUUUAUCAGAGAAUGCCUACAGUGUCGAUAUGAUGAAGGGGUCGACUGGUGCGACGGCUGUUAAGUUAGAAGUUGUUAAUCCAGAUGAGGAAAUGGCACUUAGUGGAGAGGGUAUUCCACGAAGUGGUUUUCCAUCGCAGGGAAAUGUUACCUCCCAUGAGCUUCUGGAGAACAGAAAGAUACCCGUGAAACGUUCGGAUAUUAACAAACUCAGAUUUUCUUGUAAAUUAUGCUCGGAAAGGUUCAAAUCUGAAUUUGAGCUCAGAGAUCACGCUGUAAUGCACCACGGAGAUGAUAUGCCAAAGUCCUUUCGAGACGAUCAAACACCCCAUGAACCCCAAUUGUGUCAGGAGCAAUUUCAAAAACCAACAGACCUUCAUGCACAUGAGGGAAAUAACUCUAAUGAGGGAACUCACAAAUGUUCUAAACGUCCUGUUCCGACUUCUCUUUCCCAGGGAAACUCAUUCGCUUGUGCUGAUUGCGGCAAACUCUUUAGUAAAAAAUCAGAGCUAACAUCGCAUAGGAAAACCCACGUUAUUAAAACUGAUCACAAAUGUGAAAAAUGCGGGGAAUUAUUCACUGAAAGGUUGGGAUUACGGCGCCAUAUCUUGGAUAAACAUUCUGAAGCGUGUGAUUUUCAGUGCAGGAACUGCGAAAAACGAUUCAAAUCGUAUUUCUUUUUAAUGACUCACAUAAAAUACACCUCCUGUGGUGAGAAAGUCGGGCAGGAGAACGGUUUCCAUUCGGAAAUGCAUAAGUGUGAAAAAUGUGGGAAAGUAUUCAACACAAAGACUGAUUUGGAAAAGCAUAUGACCGAGCAUUCCAUUGAUUGUCUUGUCCAAUGUUCAGCCUCUGGAGAUCAAUCUGGAAAGAGGUCGUCAAUUUUCCCUGAGGAAUUAGGAGACGAAGAAACGUAUAGUUGUAUGGUUUGUGAUGUAAAAUUUAUUCAAGACAGUGACUUGCAAUUGCAUAUCAAAUCUCAUAAACUAGAGAGCAGCUACGAGACGGUGCAACUCAAAAAGGAUAUAUCGGAGGACCCCGAUAUGCAGCCUUCUAAGUGCCUAGACGCUACAAGUGUCGCUUCUGAUCACUUGGGAGACACUUCCAAAAGUGAAGAAGCGCCUGCCUGCGAAGAUAGCAGUCUGCAAAGUGGGGCAGCGCCUCCAUGCGAAGAUAGCAGUCUGCAGGGGACAUGCCAACCAAAGAAAACGAUCGUAUUUACAUUGGAACCCGAAUACGACGAAGAAAAUAAUUUUUGUAUCACUUGCAAUCAACGGCUGAGUUCGAAGGAAACAUUCAGAUACCACAAAAAGAAGCAUAGAUCGCAUAUCCGGUAUUGGAAAUUGCGCAAAGGGUUGAAAUUAGAUAACAGACGAACUAGAACGGUGUUUUCUAAAAAUCCUAUUUUUGACAAUAAGAAAAACUUUUGUGUGACCUGUAAUCGUAAAUUUGCAUCAAAGCCCAGCUUCAGAAGCCACAAAUCCCAACAUAGAAGAUUGAUUCGCGAAAAAACCCUUAAAUUUUGUUGCGAAUUGUGCCCCAGAAGGUUCGGAACCGACUUUGGCUUAAGAGAACAUGUCGUGGCACAUCACGGAGACGAGAUUCCAAAGUUCCUACAAGACGAUCCAACGUACCUUGAAUGUCGAUUUUGUUUUAGAGAAUUUGAAGAACCAACGCAAUGUUAUCAACACGAGCAAAGUCACGCUGGAGAAAAAAAGCCAUAUCAGUGCCCAUUAUGUCCUGAAACUUUCACCACUCACCUUCAGCGGAAAAUUCAUAAAUUAAUUCAUAGAAAAAGCGGAUGGAAACCGAAGGAAGAAGUAAAAUUUGUGUUUUCUGAAAAUCCUAAAUUCGAUGAUGUAAACCACUUUUGUAUUACAUGCCAUCGUGGCUUUGCCUCCAGAGGUAGCUUAGGACGUCACAAAGGAUUACAUACAAAGCAAAUUAUCGAAAGACAAGGGAAUCUGUCGAAAGAUACAAUUCGUUGCAAUGAUGAUGAUGUGGAAGAUGUGAAAGGAGAUGCGAAUAAUUCGCUCGAUUCACAUUAUUUUUCUGAUAAUUCUUCGCAGACGAGCUACGAGAAAAUACAAAGAAAAUCCACUAUAACAACUGAUACCGAUAAGGCAGAAGAAGUGGCGAAUGGAUCAUUUGUUCGAAUAGAACCCACUUCCCCGGAGGACCCUGAUCAAACGCUGAAACCAAAUUACAGUGGCUCAAUCGUUUUUAAAUUGGAGCCGCAUUUCGACGAGGAAAACAAAUUUUGUAUAACGUGCAAUCGUCAAUUCGAUUCGAACAAAGCUUUCAGAACCCACAAAGACGGCCAUAAAGCGAAAAUUCGGAAGUGGAAAAUCACCAAUGGCAUUCUGCCAAAAACUACAAUUUCUUGUGAGUUUUGCUGUAGUCAAUUUAGAUCAGAAGAUGGUUUAAGAAAACACGUUGUAAAACAUCACGGAGAUAAAAUUCCGACAUCCCUCAGAGACGAUCCCACUUACCUUCAAUGCCGAUUUUGUUUUAAAGAAUUUGAAAAACCAACAGAACGUUAUGAACAUGAGAAAAGUCACGCUAGAGAGGAAAAGCGGUACCAAUGCCCAUUCUGCCCAAAGUCCUUCAUAGAUCACUUCAAACGCAAAAUCCACGAAUCACUCCAUCGAGAAAACAGAUGGAAACCUAAGGUACAAGUAAGAAUGGUGUUUUCUGAAAGUCCGAAAUUCGACGACAAGAAGCGCCUCUGCAUAACGUGCAAUCAUGAAUUUAUCUCUAAACAUAGCUUUAAUGUUCACAAACGAAGACACAGAAUGAAAAUCCGCGAAAAACAAGGCAUGCUGCAGAAAGUCACGACAUAUUGCGAGCUUUGUUCUAGAGAAUUUAAGUCAGAAAACGGUCUCCGGCGACACUUGGUCCCGAAUCACGGCGAUAAGAUUCCAACGUUCCUCAAAAACGAUCCAACCUAUCUUCAAUGUAAAUUUUGUUUUAAACAAUUUGAAAAACCAACAGAACGCUACCAACACGAGAAAAGUCACCCAAGAGAAGAAAGACCGUAUAAAUGCUCGUUAUGCCCGCAGUCUUUCACGACCCUGUCCAAUCGCAAAACCCAUGAAUCCUUACAUAGAGAGGCCAUCCGGAAACCGAAGGAACGACGAAAUUUUGUAUUCUCGGAAAAUCCAAAAAUCGACGAUAAAAAACGAUUUUGUAUAACAUGCAAUAGUGGAUUUACCUCCAAAAGUAGCCUUAACAAUCACAAACAAAAACAUCGAAUGAGGAUCCGUGAGAAACAAGGCAAUCUUCCUAACUCCACAGUUCGUUGCGAAUUCUGUCCCAGACAAUUUAGAUCAGAAAUUGGUUUAAGAGAGCAUAUUGUACCGCAUCAUGGAGAUAAGAUCCCAUCUUCCCUCAAAGACGAUCCAUCGUACCUUCAAUGCCGGUUUUGUCAUAGCCGAUUCGACAGACCAACGGAGAGGCACCAACAUGAGAAAAUUCAUGCAAACGAACAGAAGCCGUAUCAAUGCUCGACAUGUUCGAAGUCCUUCGGGACGGGCACGGAACGCAAGACCCACGAAGCCAUUCAUAAAGAAGAUCGUCCAUUUCGCUGUUCACAAUGCUCUUGCUCUUAUAAGAUAGCGUCGAGCCUUAGUCGUCACGUUCGAAAUGCCCAUUCCGGCAUUAAGCCAAUUAUAUACGGAACUUUUGGAGAACCGGAUGAUUCGAAAUCAAACCUGACAUCCCACAAAUUGACUAAUACAAAAGAUAAAGAUUGCGAAUUGCAAUCGGAUAAGCAACCCCUUGAACUAAGGACUAAUUGCGAGAAAAUGCAAUUGGAAACCGAUGGAGUUGCUUCUGUUGUUCAAUGAAGACGCCAAAUGCCAUCACUAGAAUAAACUAUCAACAUUGAGAAAACUUUUUGCGCAGGAAGUAGCUCACAAAAGAAAUCAGAGAAGGACCAGGAAGCGUAAUCGAAAAGCAAUCGUCCAAUAACAGCAAUACAGAGUGCAAUGUGAGGUGAACUGGAAAGGGGCCAAAUUCAAUCUCAACAAUUGUUUGAAAAUUGCAAAUUUCCUAUUCCAUAGGCCCGGAAAUGUUUGAAAAAUAAAAGGCAAGUGUUUUAAACCA